Lolium rigidum is the source of this 1561-nucleotide messenger RNA. Its product is annotated as transcription termination factor MTEF1, chloroplastic-like. Gene Ontology annotation, cellular component: chloroplast. Gene Ontology annotation, molecular function: double-stranded DNA binding. Gene Ontology annotation, biological process: regulation of DNA-templated transcription; chloroplast organization. Lineage: Eukaryota; Viridiplantae; Streptophyta; Magnoliopsida; Poales; Poaceae. The record is from RefSeq and is a predicted model, not a curated record. The transcript has 2 exons. Bases 123 to 1286 code for a protein of 387 amino acids.
GAGGCCUAGGGCAGACAUUUCCCUCCCAAAAUCGGAAAAGAAGAUAAGAUUUUACACGCUCUACAUUAUCCCCAAGCCGCCGGGAAACCAUCCGCCGGCCGGCCGGCCGCCGCCGGAACGCCAUGAUCCAUCUCCGAGCGCGCAUCAUCUCUUUCCUCCUACACUCCCCGUCCCGUCACCCCGCCUCCCGCUUCUCUCCCAUCUUCGCCCUUCACCGCAACCUCUCCGCCGCCACCACAUCCACUGCAGCAACCCCUUUCGCCGCCGAGGACUACCUCGUCGCCACCUGCGGCGUCACCCGCGCCCAGGCCCUCAAGGCGUCGAAGAAGAUCUCCCACCUCAAAUCCUCCUCCAAGCCCGACGCCGUCCUCGCCUUCCUCUCCGACCUCGGGGUCCCCCGCUCCGACAUCACCACCCUCGUCGCCGUCGACCCGCGCUUCCUCUGCGCCAGCGUGGAGAGGACUCUGGCGCCCCGCGUCACAGAGCUCAGCGAGCUCGGCCUCUCGCGCUCCCAGAUCGCGCGCCUCGUCCCGCUCGCCCUCUGCUCCUUCCGCAGCAGCUCCCUCAGCCGCAACCUCGACUUCUGGCUCUCCGUCUUCGGCUCCUACGACAAGCUCCUCAAGGCCCUCCGGAUGAACUCCGGCCUCCUCGCCGCCGACCUCGACAAGGUGGCCAAGCCAAAUCUGGCCCUCCUCCAGCAGUGCGGGCUAAACCCCUCUCUCUUCUCCGAGCCCUUCAUUUCCCGGGUGCUCGUCAGGACCCCGCAGCAGGUCCAGGACGCUCUGGCGCACAUUGACAAGUUCGGCGUGUCGCAGAAUUCGCGGAUGUUCCUCUACGCGCUCGUGGCCUUCACCGUGCAGAGUCCCGAGAAGCUCACCGACAAGAUCCAGGUCCUCGAGACGCUUGGCUGGUCGCAUGACGAUGUGCUUCUGGCUGUGAAGAAGAUGCCGGGUAUCCUGACCGUGUCCGAGGAGAGGCUGCAGAGGAACAUGCAUUUCCUGACAAAGGUUGCUGGACUGGAGAUAUCCUACAUCGCUCAAAGGCCGGUGCUGCUCAAGUACAGCCUCGAGCGCCGUCUGUUCCCUCGGUACCGCUUGCUUAAGUUACUCAACGAGAAGGGGCUGCUGGAUCUCCGAAAAUACCCAUGGAAUUGCUACCAAAGAAGGAGAACUAGACAAUGUGCCAUGGCUGUCAUGGGUGUAUUGCUGUGUUGGGCGGGAGAGUUUAAGGUUUGUCAUCUCCCCUUGAUUCACUGUUCUAAAUUUUGGAGUACAAUUUUUCUCUAGAUGAUCCUCUCUAGUGUUAUUAUGUGAUGAAAAAGCAGCUACCGACUAUGAUUAUCAUCUUGCCAGAAAUGGACCGUGUAAUGAAAAUUCUGGGAAAUGUGACUUGACAUCUGUAUAUCUGAUUGUAAAUGGUUGGAGUAUUUAAAUUUUGGCUUCCUCGAAAACAUACAUUUGAAUGUUUAAAAUUUUAUAGAGGGUUUGCCACUUCAGCUAUUUGAAGAUUUUUUUCUUUGGAAGUGGCAAAACUGAAAAUUCUGUGCUUUGUGCAAACCAAG